Molecule: messenger RNA, 4096 nt
Organism: Lingula anatina
Lineage: Eukaryota; Metazoa; Brachiopoda; Lingulata; Lingulida; Lingulidae
Biological process (GO): regulation of transcription by RNA polymerase II
Molecular function (GO): DNA-binding transcription factor activity, RNA polymerase II-specific; RNA polymerase II transcription regulatory region sequence-specific DNA binding
Source: RefSeq, a predicted model, not a curated record
GUUAGCGGUAUUGUGAUCGGAGGGAUGUAUAAAUAUGAGAAAUAGAGGGAAUAUCAACAUCGUUAUUAACGGCUGUUUUUGUGGGAUACUGGUAAUUGCCACGGCGUUCUGUACAAGUGACUCGGGUGACGAGAGCGUCGGGGCAGAUCAUCGCAGAGAUCGUGUGAAAUAGGAAGAAAGCAAGUGGAAGAGGGUCGGACGAGGGAAUUCACGAGCGCCCUUGUACUCUCUUAAUCGCUUCUGAGGUAAACUCUGGUCAAUACCCUGUGCUGAACGGAACCAGUUUUUUUCUAUCCGAACAGAUCACCAAAAGGAGUAGUUCACGAACAGGACUACAAUUCAAGCCAAGGAAAACUACGGCGGACCUCACUGUUAGACCAACCAACAGACUUUGAGCGGGGAAGGGCGUGAGCACGAACAAAUUCGCUUGCGCGUAAUUUACCCACGUCAGCUGCAAAACAGUGAUAUCAAAAAGGACAAAAAAGAAAAAAAAAUUCCUCUUAUGACCAACGGUAUGCACACAUUGUGGCAUAGUACGCUUCAUUCCUCCUAGAAGAAUCUCGUGACUUUUGCCGUGUGCGUCGUAAUACUUGGGCACGUUUUGUUUUAAAGGACAGCGGUGGUUUCCGCGACGCCAAAAUGUCCACUGUACUGGACCUUUGCGUGACACGGACAACGCCAUGCAAAUGCUUGACAUUUGAGAUUUACCUUUGAUUGUCUUCAAUGAAGUAAGAUUUCGUCAGCCUUUGGUUGGUCAGGAAAAGACAUCUACAUUGCCAAAAGUUACGUGUCAUGGUAUUUCGCCUGACCUAGCCUUGACUCUGAAAGUUCGUGCAGAUUUCAACAGCGUCUGCGGUACAUAUUCUUACGGCAUGCUGUAGUGGUUAUUAGGGACCGGAGGACCAGCAUUGCUGCAGGCAAGCCACUCAAUGAAGAGGGUUGGGAGACAAUUAUUUCGCUCUAGACGGAGGCGCACCGCACGAGUGGUUAGCAGAGUUGUCUAUUUGUAACACCGAAACGGUGACGCGCUUCAAAAAAAGAAAAGAAAAAUCCGGGAAGGCGUGGGAUCCUUGAAUAGAACGACUCCGUGUUCGGUGGACUAGGGACGCCGAAGUGCGAGACCGAAUCGACCCAGGCGGGUGGCAUUCCACUGCACUACACGUGCUCCACAAACCUGUUGACUUGACGUCAGGACUGCCAGCGAAGCAUACGUCCUACUCACCCGGGUGGACACACUUUUCAAUAGUUCAAGCAGGGGACAAUUUAUAGGAUCCGCGAAAUUUCUCGUUCUUAGAAGUUGCAAUUUAGGACGCAGAAUCACCCAGGGGCUUGGCUCACAGUUGCGAUUUAAGGAAAGGACAUCAUAAAAAGAAAAAGACACAUUGCGAAUUUGAAAUUAUUUUCCCAGUGAAUAUGGCCAGCGUGACGGAUCAAUUAAUGUUAGCGUGACUGGUGCUAAAAGCGGAAUUGGCGUCAGGACACACACUCACUCUCCAAUAGUCUGAGUCAAUCGUGAGCAAGAAAAUCGGAAAGCAUGGAUUCAAACUUAAAAAGACAGAUCCAGCACAAACUUUACCGUCCUUUCGAAGAAGACGAGGAAACGGAAGAGGAGAAGGCAGGUCCCCUGAGAAAAGACACGGCGUCUGUCGUCACAACGUCGGUGUGUGUCUCCGCGAGCCAGCGAUCACCUGUGACGCUGGUCUCUCAAACUGACUAUAUCAAAGCUGAAAACUCAAAAUAUAAUUUAAACGGGAAAGACUCACUUUCUCCGAUAUCGUACAUCCAAAACAUGGUGGACAGAAAACAUUGUUAUUCCUCUUCAACGCCAGAGAGUUCAGCGGUUGCACCGAGAGUGUCCAAGUCUGAGAAUCACCUAACGCUAAGCCCUGCGUCCUCAGCGAGGCUCAGUCCGCCAGACAUGCUGUCUCCUUCAGGACGCGACGUCGUUACCGUCACCCCACGGGGGUCAUCCCCAGUAAGCCAACACGGGCCACUGCGGCUUGGGGACGGAAAGGGUCCCAACAAGUCCACGGUGACGGUCCUCCCCGGGCAACAGCAGCAAGGGCUGCCGGCGCCGGGUAAUCACCAGGGCGAGGAAGCCUCGGUCGCCGUCGUCGACGUCGGAUUCUCGGAGAACGACGGAGACGGGGACUUUGACUGUUCAGAUUAUGGGAAGAGAAAACAGCGGCGGUACCGCACGACGUUUACCAGUUAUCAACUUGAAGAACUUGAGAAGGCGUUUCAAAAGACCCACUACCCCGAUGUGUUUACCAGGGAGGAACUAGCACUGAGAAUAGACCUAACAGAGGCCCGAGUCCAGGUAUGGUUUCAAAACAGAAGAGCAAAAUGGAGGAAGAAGGAGAAGGUUGGGCCACAGUCUCAUCCUUAUCACCCAUUCAACGCUGCCCUCAACGUUGCUGCGGCGUCAAGAUUACACCACUCCCAGCAUCAGGCGUACAAUGACUUGCUGUUGAAGUCGUAUGAAAACCAUAUAGGGGGAGGAGGAGGAGGAAGAUUUCCGUUGUCGCCAUUGGCUGCUUUGAGCCCUGCCGCCAUGGCAACUGCAGCGCGUGUGCAGUCGCAGACACUGAACCCGCCGAUAGGUGGCGUGGCUGGGAUAGGGAUGCGGCCUUUCUUGCCUCUUCCUUUAAAUUUCAUCUACCCUCCGCCGGGUUCGUUUCAGCAUUUACUAGCUAGCAUGACUGCGAAUGCUGCUGGAAAACCACAGACUGCUGCAACUGAAAGACAGACGCCACCACUGUCGCCGCCAGUUUCUAAAACACCAUCGGAAGUUUCUACAUCCCCUGUGGAUCCUGACAGGCGCUCAACUAGCAUUGCUGCGCUCAGACAAAAGGCGCGGCAGCACGAAAUCCAGUUAGAUAUAGCGCGAAGAAUAAAAAACGGGAUGGUAUCUGUAUAACAAAAAAGACAAAGACUUACCAGACUACGUCUUAGUCUCUAAAUUUGUGAAUCGUUACGAUGUUUUUUUUUGUUGUUGACAAGGGUUUUGCCAUCUUCGCAUUUAGCUAACGUCACUUUUAUGUCGAUAUGGAUGUCUCAAAAAUGCCAAAAUUACCUCGGAUAAGGGUUUGAAAAUGGUAAUUUAAAGACUGGUAAAGAUGUGAGGUUAGGUUAGACAAAUAAAAGAUGCGUGCGUAAGAUUAUAGUAGACCCUACGUGUAUUUACUCUACUUGUUUUAAUAUAUGAGCUAACCCAAUGUAGGCUACUUAUGUUAGACGAAGACAUACCAAUGGACGAAACGUUUGGGAAAAAUACAAUAACGGGUGUAUAUAAUGAUGUGUAGUUUGACUGAUAUCGCAUUUACAUAAUGAUACUUCUUUCCAGCUUAGGCUUAUAUUGUGCAUUUUCUGUCCAGGAACUCAAUCUCAAAUGAAGCUCAUUAACGACAAAAAUAAUAACUUUAACUUAAAGUCUGACGAAAUCAGUUUGUGCAGUGCUAAACACCGAUUUUUGCACAGACAUGCAUGUUUUUUAAAGUAACAAUAAAGUAAUAUAAUGACGGGACGAAAAAGGAACAUUAUAUGGUGAAUGCCUCGGAUAUCCACGAGCUUCAGGUGAAACAUGCCUACUUCUUCAUUUUCAAAUCUCCUUAUCGAUAAGAUUUCUAUCAAUAACCAAAGUUGGAAGAGGUGCGCUUGAAGAAGCUUGUCCACGUCGUCUCUGAAAAUCAGGCGCCUUGUACAAAACAUUUAUUUAUAUAUAACAAUACACAAGGUGAUAUGAUUGUGAUAAUAGUCAAGAGCAUUGGAAUAAGUAUAUUCGAUAGGAUGGUCUGCUAAAUAAAAGGCGUACAUGUAGAAAAAUACAGUGUAAUUAAAAUAGACAAAAGUUAACAAAAAUUCACUGUAGGUGGCCAUUAGACAGUUAAGUUUUUUUUUUUUUUUUUUUUUUUUGGUGGGAGGGGGUUCAAGAUGCAGCGUUUGGGGCAGGGUAGAGGGGACGUAUCUGGGGUAUUGGCGUAAUAUUGCACACACGCAUGUUUCUAUAUGUGCAUGACGUUCGAUAGUGAUCUCCCAGGGUUAUAGUUCUUCCGUAUGGAAGAUGUAGGAGAGAGAGAGCAAGAGAGAGAGAGAG